This is a messenger RNA of Penaeus monodon (black tiger shrimp), 2289 nucleotides long. Its product is annotated as serine/arginine repetitive matrix protein 1-like. NCBI's taxonomy places the organism in Eukaryota, Metazoa, Arthropoda, Malacostraca, Decapoda, Penaeidae. The record is from RefSeq and is a predicted model, not a curated record. The transcript is spliced from 3 exons. The annotation marks the transcript as partial.
GGGAAGAGAGAAAGGGGAAGAGAGAAAGAGCAAGAGAGAAAGGGGAAGAGAGAAAGGGAGAAGAAAAGCGAAAAGCCAGAAACCGAGAUCCCAGAGGGCCCGGGGAGAACGGAGCCAGACUUUAGAACCCCCAAAGCCAGGGCCCAGACCCAAAAGCCAGACCGCCCAAACGAGAGCCCGACCCGAGAGCCCAGAGCCAGACCGAGAUCGAGAGCCAGACCGAGAUCGAGAGCCAGACCGAGAGCGAGAGCCAGACCGAGAACGAGAGCCAGACCGAGAGCAAGAGCCAGACCGAGAGCCAGACCGAGAGCGAGAGCCAGACCGAGAGCAAGAGCCAGACCGAGAGCGAGAGCCAGGGCCGAGGAAAGAGCCAGGGCCGCCCAGCGAGAGCCAAGGGCCCAGAGCGGAGGGCCCGGGCCGAGAGCCAGACCCAGAAGCGAGAGCCAAAACCGAAAAGGAGAGCCAAAACCCAGAGCAAAAGCCAAACCCAGAGCCAGGGCCCAGAGCCCAAACCCGGGCCGAAAAGCCAGACCGGAUCGAGAGCCAGACCCAGAGCCAAAAGCCAGACCGAGAAAAAAAAACCAGACCAGAGCGAAAAGCCAGACCCAGAGCAAGAGGGCCCGAAUGGGGAGCGAGAGCCCAGACCGAGAGGGAGAAACCAGGGGCCGAGGGGCCAGGGCCGAGAGCGAGAAGGGCCCGACCAGACAAGAAACCAGACCCAGAUCGAGAGCCAGACCGGGGACGAGAGCCAGACCCAGGGGGGAGAGCCAGGGCCCAGAGCGAGAGCCCGGGCCGAGAGCAAAAGCCAGACCGAUAGCCAGGGCCCAGAGCCAGGGCCGAGACCCAGAGCCAGGGCCGGGGAAAACCCGACCGAGACCGAAAAAGCCAACCGAGAGCGAGAGCCAGACCGAGAACCAGACCGAGAGCAAGAGCCAGACCGAGAGCCCGGGCCCGAGACCGGAAAACCCGACCGAGAGCCAAAAGCCAGAAACCCAGAGCCAGGGCCGAGAUCGAGAAAGGGGCCCGACCCAAAAGGGCCCGGGGCCGAGGAAACCCAGAGCCCGGGCCGAGGGCAAGAGCCAGGGGCCGAGAUCGAAGCCAAGGGCCCCAGAGCCGACCGAGACCGAGGGCCAGAACCCAGAGCGAGAGCCAGACCCCAGAAACGAGGGGCCAAAACCGAGACGAGAGCCCCGGGCCCAGGCCCGAGAGCCAGGGCCGAGAGCCAGGGCCCAGAGCGGAGCCAGACCCAGAGCGAGAGCCAGACCGAGAGCAAGAGCCAAAACCCAUAGCCAGACCGAGAGCCAGACCCAGGGAAAACCCAGAGCCCAAAAACCGAGGGCCAGACCGAGACCCAGAGCCAGAACCCAGAGCGAGAGGGCCGGGCCCAGAAAACCCAAACCCAGAGCAAGAGCCAGACCGAGAGCCAGACCGAGGGGAGAAACCAGACCCAGGCAAGAGCCAGAGAGAUCGAGAAACCACCCGGGGGGCCAGCCCAGACCGAGAGCCAGCCCAGAGGAGAGCAGACCGAGGCGAGAGCCAGACCCAGACGAGAGCCCCCGACCGAGACCCAGAGCCAGGGGGGAGAGCCAAAACCCCGGGGGCGAGGGGCCGGGCGAGAGCGAGAGCCAGACCCAGAGAAGGGGCCAGGGCCCAGAGCCCGGCCCCCGAGGAGAGCCAGGGGCCGAGAGCAAAAGCCAGAACCCAGACGAGAGCCAGACCGGAAACCCGACGAGAGCGGAGUCAGACCCAGGGAGAAACCCGGGCCCAGGGUCGAGAGCCAGACCGAGAGCCAGACCGAGAGCAAGAGCCAGACCGAGAGCGAGAGCCAGACCGAGAGUCGAGAGCCAGAGCCCAGAGCAAGAGCCAAAACCGAGAAACAAAGGGGCCAGACCGAGAGCCCGGAAACCCAGACCCAGAGCCAGAAACCCAGAGCCCAGGGCCGAGGGCGAGAGCCAAGACCGAGAGCGGGGAAACCCCGGGCGAGAGCCAGACCGAGAGCGAGAAGGGCCCGACCGAGAGGAGAGCCAGAAACCCAAGGGUCGAGAGCCAGACCGGGGAGAAGAGCCAGACCGGAGCCAGACCCCAGGAAAAGACCGAGAGCCCGACCGAGACCCAGAGCCAGAGGAGAGCCAGGGCGAGAGCGAGAAACCCCCGACCGAGAGCCAGGGCCGAAGGGCCGAAGGGGGGGGGAGAGCCAAAACCAGCCCCACGCAACAAAAACAAAACAAAAACAACAGAAAAAAAAAAAGCAAAAAAAAAACAAAAAAAAAACAACCCAAAAAACCGUAA